This is a messenger RNA of Coregonus sp. 'balchen', 10569 nucleotides long. NCBI's taxonomy places the organism in Eukaryota, Metazoa, Chordata, Actinopteri, Salmoniformes, Salmonidae. The record is from the annotation of a GenBank genome assembly.
AGUUCUGGGUGGACUUCUUUGAACACUCAAGUGCACUAGCCAUCACUGCAUCCUCGGCAAGAACCCAACACAGACGAAACAUGAGCUUCACAGUCGAAGAGAGGGGAAACCCCAAUACAUUGAGCUAUCGUUUGUUUUUCAGUAAGUAUGGUUAACUUAAUGGAAAUAUAGCUUAAGCUAGUUUAGUUACUAGCUAGCUAUAAUACGGUCCAUUGUGGAUUUCCCGGCUUACUAGUGGGAUCGGGUCCCACCUCCCACGUGUCACUUUUAUUCAUUCAUUUCGCGUUGGUUUUAUACUCCUAAUGUCAAGUUCAAGUGUAGAUUUCACACGUAUUGGCACCUAAGGAUCGUUUAGUAUAUGCAUGUAUCAGCGCUUUGACCUUUGCUCCCCAUUUGAGUUGAGGAGACAGAUACAGUAGCUAGCAAUUGAAUGUUUCUGGACAUGAAUUAGACUUACCGGUAUCAGGAUCCAAUUCAGCUGUGUUAGAUUUAUUCUGUCAUAGUGGUAUUUCUGAUAUUAGUUAGCAAGUAUUGUUGGGAUACCACACCAGCAACCUCGAUAAAUAAUAUUUUAGCUACUGUACGUGUGGGUUACGCCCAGUUUCAGUUUCUAAGAUCAAGACUAGGCUUCAAGACCUGUCAAACAAGUUUCUCAUGUAACUAGUGUUAUCCUGAAUGUAUCUUUGUUCAAAUGUGAUGUAGCAGUCUUUCAUAUUUGUUGCAUACAGUGCAGCCUUUGUGAUUGCGCACUUAAUUACCAUUACAAACGGUUGGAACUACUGUGUCCGAAAUGGCACAAUAUCCACUAUCCAUUAGGGAUCGGCAUGAGUACUUGAGUACUCAAACGGACGUCAAAGCUUGACCUUUAACCAAAGAUUUAAAAAAAGAAUCCAAUACUGUAAAACUAUUUAGUGGAAUGUGCUUUGUGGCUGCCCAAACGGGUGACAUUUUGUCUUCCAUUUGUGUAUUGGCGGGGCACAACAAAAAAGAAACCAUGCCAAGCAUUGUCCCUUUUAGCUCAGUUGGUAGAGCAUGGCGUUUGCAAUGCCAGGGAUGUGGGUUCGUUUCCCACGGGGGACCAGUAUGGGGAGAGAAAAUGUAUGCACUCACUAACUGUAAGUCGCUCUGGAUAAGAGCGUCUGUUUAAAUGACUAAAAUGUAAAUGUAAAAAAAUUGUUAAUUGCAUCAUGAAUAUCAUGUGUAAGUGGUUGAUUACAGACAUUUACCCACACACUAAAGUUAAAGGUCACUCAUGUUCUCCCAUUCUCAUUAUGUAUGUUGUCUGUUCUCUGUAGAAAAUGCUGAUGGAAAGUAUGUCUCCCCAUUCCAUGACAUACCUAUGUAUGCUGAUGAGAGCCAGGUAAAGUAUGUCACCUUUAUCCUGCUACAACGCUCCAUUACAUAACACACACACACUGAAUGGAGAUGGGAUAUCUAUUCAACUGCUUCUUUAUAGAAAGAUACCCACUUAGUCUAACGUUUGAAUCCAUGGUUAAAGCUGCAAUAUUUAACUUUUUGGGUGACCUGAUCAAAUGCACAUAGAAAUGUGAGUUGUAGAUAUGUAAUUCUCAUUGAAAGUAAGUCUAAGAAGCGGUAGAUAUUGUAACGACCCUGGGUUUAUAAGCGCGGAUAUCGACUCUGCCACGCGAGCAUGCUUUUGGGGCACAGUCGAUGGCUCGCUGGACUUCGGGCUAGAAGGUUGAGGGUUCGAGACCUGCUCCCUGCCUGUUUCAUUACCAUAUGGUUUUAUGUGCUCUAUUUCUAUGCUUCUCAUUAUUAAGUUUCAUUUUUACUUUCGGUUUUGGUACAGGAGCUCAAGCAAACAUAUUAAAGAAAGGAGGAGAUAGGAAUCCCAUUGGGCAAUGAAUGAAAGACGUAUAACGCCCCGCCCAUCAGACUGUUGACUAAUCGCGUUCGUUGUUAUGCAGCGUCGCGCGUUGAGAAACCUGCCUAUUUUCCUCGAAAGUGCGUAAUGUCACGAUUCCAACGCUAUACGAUAUUACAGAUAACAAGUUAAUUAUCUCACAUCUCGGAAAACAUUUGUAAUGUUGUACUUCUUGUUGACGAAAUUCAUGUUAAACUUGUGUUUUGAGCUAGCGCCCAAUUGACUCACAUUCACUCCUUGGAGGAGAGCGCGCUUUUUCCCAGAAUCACCCAGAAUGCACCGCGUGGUCCUUUGACGACGCAUUGGCAACGUACACAAUGGGGGUUCAUACGAUUCCAAUGGUGUUUCCCAUCUCCUCAAAAGUAUGUCUGGCUCAAGUAUGGGUAGCUGCAGCCCAAUAUGGCGACCGGAGUAUAAACAAGUGGGUGAGUCUAAAGGAGUAGGUGUAUGGAAAGCAAAUCAGCUAACACGGGGCACAGUGCCCUUCGCUCCCGCAUCUUUCACAGCAAAGAAAGACCGAGCUAGAGAUGGGAGGGGCACAACCAGGCAUAGAUAGGUAGGCAUGUCGGCCACCAGGCAGACCGUCAGAACCGUGCAUCGGUAUUCAAAAUAUGUAGGCUAUAGGCUAUCGCAAUGCUGUAUUUAGCAAUUUCUUGGAUUGCAAUGUCUUGCGCAAGUUCACUAAAGUAGGGUCUAUCAAAGAGUAUGCAGAGCAAUUCUACACGUAACAGACCGAAGAUCAAACACGUUUUUCAUAGUGAAGAGAAAGGGGAGCAUGCGAGGGAGAGUGAGGAUAGGGGCAGGCAGGGAGACGAUCAGUGGCGCAGUGGUCAAAGGCACUGCAUCGCAUCGCAGUGCUAGCUGUGCCACUAGAGAUCCUGGUUCGAAUCCAGGUUCUGUCGUAGCCGGCCGCGACUGGGAGACCCAUGGGGCGGCGCACAAUUGGCCCAGCGUCGUCCAGGGUAGGGGAGGGAAUGGCCGGCAGGGAUAUAGCUCAGUUGGUAGAGCAUGGCGUUUGCAACGCCAGGGUUGUGGGGUUCGAUUCCCACAGGGGGCCAGUAUGAAAAAAAUAAUGAUGUAUGCACUCACUAACUGUAAGUCACUCUGGAUAAGAGCGUCUGCUAAAUGACUAAAAAUGUAAAAAAUGUAAAUCAGAACUGUGCCUAUGGGCUAUACCAGUGGUUCCUAACCUUUUUUGGUUACUUUACCACCAACUGAAUUUUGCUCUGCCGGAGUACCCCUUAAGUACCCCCUCGUGCAUUUUACCAGUAGGCCUAUGGUCUCAUGAGUCUUCUCAAGUACCCCCUGUGGAUAGGCCAAGUACCCCCAGGGCAGGGGUCCUAGGACCCCUGGUUGGGAACCACUGGGCUAUACUGUAUCUUGGUCAUCUGUAUCUAGCAAUGCCACGUAAAUUCACCAAAAGUAUAUAUUAGGCUAUCAAUGAGUAUGGCUAAGCCAUUCUUCAUAGUGCCAGUGAAUUGAAGUUAAACAUCGCCAAAUGCAUCAGUUUAAUGAGGCCUAAAUGUGCAAUAACAGUAUUGCCUAUAACUUAUUUAAUGAAACCCUGGCUGGCUGUUGAUGUCCUAGGUCAGGGCUCUCCAACCCUGUUCCUGGAGAGCUACCUUCCUGUAGGUUUUCGCUCCAACCCCAGUUGUAACUAACCUGAUUCAGCUUAUCAACCAUCUAAUUAUUGAAUCAGAUGCGCUAGAUUAGGGUUGGAGUGUGAACCUACAGGAUGGUAGCUCUCCACAAACAGGGUUAGAGAGCCCUGUCCUAGGCAAUAGAUUGCAAAGCAGCAUCCCCGCUGAACUUUUUGGAAAUGGCAAGUUCACUUUGUCAUCCAUAAACAGUCAAGUGCAAAUACGGUUCAGCAGCUCAAAUCAGCAGGAUGUGGGGGGGCAUUGUUAUUAGGAAGGACGUCUACCAUGGAUGGAUCGCUAAAAUAAUGAAUAUGAUCACACUUCAUCAAUUUCAAUAUUAUGGGGAGACCUAUACCAAGUAGCCAAGCACGAGUUGUCAGUGUAGCCUAUUAUCAUCCAGACAUGACGUUGAAAUAUCUUCACAACUACAAUAAAAACUUCCAGGCUUCCGUCAUAAGAGAAUUCAAUUUGAAGAAAAAAAUGAAUUACAGGGGGCAGUUUGGAAAAACGGAUCCUGUGUGAAUCGUCCUCUGGAAUAACGCAUAUGCUUGGAUAAUAAUUACAAAACCAACGUCUCUAGUAAUACCCGUCCGAAUAGGGCUAUAACAUGGCAAAGAAUACGUUUUCAGCGUAGAGUGCGCCACAUCAUCCCAUGGGAUAUCGCUGAAAUAGUAUUUCUAUAUUCAAACAAAAUAGGCCUUUUUAUAGGCAAAUGGACAGCAUCAUGCUCAUGUCAGUCCUCUAGAACGCAAAUGUAGUCUUCCUAGUAGGACCGCAAUAAUGAGAUGGUGUUUGUGUGUGCGCAUCCGUUUCAGCGUGUUUUGGGAUUCGAGCAAGAGUCUACUCCUACGACUCUACCUACAGGAGUCGGAGUCGAGCAGGAGUCGACUCCUUUCGACUCUAAUCACAGGAGUCGGAGUCGGAGCCAACUCCAAAAAUCCUGAAGAGGUGCACCACAAAAACAAAAACUAAAUCAAAACCCCUAUUUUCCUUUCGACACACCCAUUCGCCCAUACUCCGGUCGCCAUAUUGGGAUGCAGCUACCCCCUUCUCCACCAGCUUCAACCAGCUGAAUAUACAAUGAAAAUAUAUUUCACAGCAGUUUAGAUGGUACAAUGAUUCUCUACACUAUCGCUUGUCUUGUCACAUAGGCCGCCUAAUUUCAGUUUAUUCGAAUUUUAGCAACCAGGAAAUGGUAGAGUGAUUUCUGCGUAUUGCCCCUUUAAAGAUGUAAUUGAGUUGUUGUAUCUCCAUAACAUUCUUGGUCGGAAUUGUUUGUAAUGUAUUCAUUUUUGCUCCCUAUGCGUGUGGGAGAGUAGGAGUAGCGCCAGCAAGGUCAUAGUCUGUUUGUAAAAGCAAUGGUCUUUACCACUUCAACACUGAACUCUUUAAUCAUUGGGCAGUAACUCUGGAUGACCUAUUGUCUUAUCUCUCUGGAGUAAUAUAGCAGCCUUUCCUUUCCUCCAACAUAUCCAUAGGCAUAAAUAAAUUAUUCCUGGGUAUAUUAAUAUUAUGAUAUGUGACAAACAGGGACACAAGUACGAAAAUGUAUGCACUCACUACUGUAAGUCGCUCUGGAUAAGAGCUUCUGCUUGAUGACUAAAAAGUAACUGUAACAACAACAGAAAAUCUAGGAACUUUGGAAAGUAAAAAUGUCCAUGGUUGUUAUGCUCAGUUUGUGUACACAUUUUACAUUUACAUUUGAGUCAUUUAGCAGAUGCUCUUAUCCAGAGCGACUAACAGUUAGCUAGGUGGGACAACCACAUAUCAUAGUCAUAGUAAGUACAUUUUUUCCCCUCCAAUAAAGUAGCUAUCGGCAAAGUCAGAGCUAGUAAGGGGGAAAAAAGUCAAGUGUGAGUGUUAGUUCAGAAAAUGUUUUUCUUGUUGGGGGGGCUGAGGAUUAUUUAAGAUGCUCUUCGAAGAGGUAGGGUUUCAGAUGUUUUCGGAACAUGGGCAGGGACUCUGCUGUCGUAGCUUCAGGGGGAAGCUGGUUCCACCAUUGGGGUGCCAGGACAGAGAAGAGCUUGGCCUGGGCUAAGCGGGAGCUGCCCUUCCAUAGAGGUGGGAGGGCCAAGAGACCCGAGGUGGCAGAACGGAGUGCUCAGGUUGGGGUGUAGUGUUUGAGCAUAGCCUGAAGGGAGGGAGGGGCAGUUCCUCUUACUGCUCCGUAGGCAAGUAACAUGGUCUUGUAUUGGGUGCAAGCUUCGAUUGGAAGCCAUUGGAGUGUGCGGAGGAGCGGGGUGACAUGGGAGAACUUGGGAGGAUGGAACAACAAGCAGGCUGCAGGGUUCUGGAUAAGUUGCAGCGGUUUGAUGGCACAAGUGGGGAGCUCAGCCAACAGCGAACAAGCACACAUUUGUUUACUACUAGUGAAGUAUGACUCAUUGCUUUCUUCUCUUUCAGAACAUUUUCCACAUGGUUGUUGAAGUACCAAGAUGGACAAACGCAAAGAUGGAGGUAGGUUCACCUUGAUUGAUUUUAUUAGCCAGUUAAAAACAAUACAUAUACACACAGUACAUGCAUUUUAAAAACCUGUAUCCAUUUGUCACUUAUCAGAACAAUUCAAGCAUUAUUUAGCCAGAUAAGUCUGGCUUUUACGAUAACUACCUGGGGCCUGUUUCCCGGACACAUGCUUUUGAGCAUGCUUUUUUUGAAAUCCUGGCUAGUCAAGCAAAAUAAGACACAAGAUAAUGUUUGGCUUUUCUACUUUCAGAUUGCGACCAAAGACCCCCUGAACCCGAUCAAGCAGGAUGUGAAGAAGGGGAACCUGCGUUACGUCGCCAAUGUUUUCCCCCACAAAGGCUACAUCUGGAACUAUGGAGCAAUACCUCAGGUCAGACAGUCACUAACCUGUCACCAAGCUGCACGUGGUCUGAAAUACAGGCCUGUGACUGUACAUUUACAAGAGUUCAACAUUUACAAGACUUUUGGCAUUCCAACAUAAGCCUUGUAGUGUGUCACUGUUUCUGCAUUCAAACAUGUUACAAUGCAGACUAACAAGUUUGUAGAAGCAGACCGACGCUAUAUGUCCAACUCAAUUAAUUGAUCACCUAGAAUUUACUUGGCCAUGAUUGCCUAGUUCUCUGUUGUCAUAUGAACUAAAUAUCACAAUCUCUUUUGACUGUGAUAUUUCUCUUUCUCGAUAGACUUGGGAGGACCCCGAGCACAAAGAUGGAGACACUGACUGCUGUGGUGACAACGACCCCAUUGACGUCUGUGAAAUCGGUACCAAGGUACAGCACUUGUUCUUUAUCCUCUAACUACUAUUAAACUUUGGAGCCGUUUUAAGGUCUUGAUAUUGUUUCUUCCAUUCAAUCUCUGCCAUUCCUACAUGCCUAAGGUGUCAUUCAAAGCAGCAUUUUGUCACCUAAGUAAGGUGUCCAAUUUCGAAAAGUAUGCCCAACAAUUUUGCUGGGUUUGUUACUACAUCAGCUGCCUGUACUGAUUUUGUGUUGUGAGCUUCAUUUAUGGUUUAUGGUGAUGAAAUGCACUUUCCUCCGGCAUGUGAUCUGCUUUUUGACUAUCAUUGAAAUUGACCUAUCCCCAUAUCAAUAUCUUACUUUUCUAUGCUGUACUGAUCAUACAUCUGCCUCCUCUCCAGGUGUGUUCGUGUGGUGAGGUGAUCAAGGUGAAGGUACUGGGGGUUUUGGCCAUGAUCGACGAGGGGGAGACAGACUGGAAGGUCAUAGCCAUCAACGUGGAGGACCCUGAAGCUAAGGACCUGAACAGUAAGCAUUGGAGGAGCUGGAUGUGGACUAAACAGAGAAAUAUCCCUAAUAUAACAGGCCAUUCCUUAAUACUGCCCAUUAGCCCAGUCACUGCAUAUAGUAGUACUGGAAUAUGAUUGCUCAAGUGAAGAAUGCAGUCAUUGAACAAUUGUUUUCCCAAGUGUGUGCGUGUGUAUUCCUAUUGCCACAGUCAUCUGCAAGUGAAAAAUGCAAUGAUUCAAUGUUUUUCCAAAUGUGGGUGUGUGUGGCUGCGUGCAUGUGUGAGUCUAUUCCUAUUGCCACGGUCAUCCCCCCUCCUUUUCACUCACCUGUCGCCCUAUCCUGUGUAUCUCAGACAUCGGUGACAUCCAGAGGCUGAAGCCAGGUUACUUGAAGGCCACAGUGGACUGGUUCAGGAGGUACAAGGUACCAGACGGGAAACCAGAGAACCAUUUUGCCUUCGACGGAGAGUUCAAAGACAAGGUAUCCAUCUUGUACCCCAUACACAGGAGUUUGUGUUCUGUAAACCUUUGGCCCGAGCCAGAAUGGCUCAUCUCCUCUUUCUGUAGUGUUUGACAAGGUAUUGUAGCCUUGAAGUUGCCACAGCCUUGUGUUACAGUAGCUACAUCCACCCUCAUCAACAUACUUUUCAUUUUAUCUAUUUACCUUGUACCACGUCUACCCUCAUCUAAAACCGCUUUUUCAAUCUAGAUACAUGGAUAGUCGUUUAGCCUGGAUGCCAGUCUGUCUGCAAUAGCCAUGUUAAUAUGCCAGUGUAGAAAUGUUGCAUUGUUGAAUGCAGAAACAGUCUGGUACCAAGGCUAGAUUGCGUUGGCCAAAUAGAGGCAAAUUCAAGAGUUUGUGUUGUACAAGAACUUACAUUUAUUUUGCAAGACCCAAAGGGUUGUAUUAUCCUGUUGCAACAUAGUGUGUCCCUGAGGAUGCAUGAAACCUUUUCACAAUAUACAGUGUCCAUUGAAGUUCAAUAGUAACUUGUAAGAAACUUGUUUUAAAGUGAUUGGUUCAGCUAAAAUACAGAAAUACAAAGGGCUGGUUUCACGGACACAGAUUAAGACUAUCCUGGACUAAAAAGCACUCGCAUUUGGGAUUCUCCAUUGAGUUUGCAUUUUCCAGGAGUAGGCUUAAUCUGUGUCCGGGAAACCACCCCAAACUGUAUGUUUCCUUGCCCUACAACAGCCUUAGCUCUGUGUGUUUCCUUGUCAGGAAUUUGCAAUUGAGACAAUCAAGAGCACCCAUGGCUUCUGGAAAGCACUUAUCUCUCAGAAGACCAACUCUGGAGGACUCAACUGGUGAGGAGAGCAUACACGAUUUACAAUCCUCGUACAGUACAAUACCUAGAAAACUGGCAUUUGUUACAGUCCCAUCAUUUCAAUAUCAUUACUGUAAAUUAGAUCAGUCUUUAAAGGCCCAAUCCGUAAUUCCAACAUGUAAGCCCCGCCACUUAAUUUGUGAAAUUAGACCUUACUUCUGAAGAACUACAGCAGCAAGCAAGAACUUGUUUGAAUCUGAAAUACAUUAUUAAUGAAUACAUGACUGAUGUGACUGUUUUUCUCCAAUCCUGCAGUAAAAACACGUGUGUGUCGGCCGGCGACAGCCCCUUCUGCUGCUCCACGGACGAGGCCAAGGCUGUCAUAGAAGGGGUCAGUACCUUCUGCUUCUCUAUGGCUAGUUUCUAGAACUUCAGGGUCGGGUCAGAGCUCUCCUUUAGAACUUCAGGGUCGGGUCAGACCUGUCUCCUUUAUGUGCUGUGCUCUUAACUGCUGGGGUCAGUAGCUAUUUCAAGUAAAAUAGAGAAGUUCAAAGUGCAUUUCAAGGAUGAAACUCGCUUCUGUUGAUGGGGUAGUACUUCAAAUCAAAAUGAGCAAUUGCAAGGAUUGUAACGUUCUACACAUACGUACCUCCUCCUACAUGCAUCUAUUGUGGUCAAACAUGUUUAGCCUACACAUUUAUAAAUUGCUCAAUUGGACCAUCCAAUUAUGUGUAUUUAUUUAUGUUUGUAUUUUUUGGGAUAAUAUUUUUUUUAGACAAGCCCUUGUGGAACCGAAGAUCCUAUCCCCUGCUCAGGUAUGUCUCUCAAAAUAAUUUUUACCUCAAGAUUGAGAAACGUGUACUAUGAAUAUACUUUGUUGUAUUGAAUAUCGUGUGAAUGUGUUGGACGUGCGCUGACAAUGCAAUUGUUAUUUGUUUUUAUGCUGUUAAUUCUGCCUAUUUGCUUGAACUUAUAAUAAAAACUGAUCUAAAUUGAUCAACAAAAUUUAACUCUCACUGUUCAUAAUGGUCCUUGAUAUGAUCAUAUAUUUAUGGAUUGGAUCCUGCAUUGACUCAGAUAUUUAUUUGACAUAUUGUAAACCUCCCACUCUUUAUGGUCAUUUUAUGACCAACCUGGAAUGAUAGGAAAGAACUGCAUGGUUGUACACACAUUUUAUUUUAUGACUGUCAAUUCCAUUGCUAUUCAGGAAGUAAGCUAAGAUUCCAAUAAAUUUUUUCGUCAGUGGGGAAAAUUGGAAUUUCAAUUUACUAAUGGAAUUGACCCAAUGGAUUCAGGUGGAUUCACUUGACUUACUCUGUACACAUCUAAUCAUGUGAUUUUUCUAUUUCCAGUGGAUAAAUGGUUCUACUAUGAGAAGGCGUAACUUUAAGAUGAUGACUCAAUGGACCAGAAGUGUCUCACCUGUUUAGCAAGCGUACUUGAAGAUAAUAGACUUAAGGACAGUUGUGGCUGAGAAAGAAUAGACUCUUCUUCGUACUCAGAAGAUAAGCGACGAUGGGACAAAAAUAGUUAAAUAAUGUCUUAGGAAAUGUAUUGUUACAGUUAUUUAACGAAGGUCUCAUUGGAGAUGUGCUGUCGAACAGAUAGUACUGGUAGUGUACUUCCUAUAGCUAGCAACUCAUGUACUGUGUGGGAUCAUCUUAAUUGUUUUAAUAAAGCUUUUUCUGUAAAACAACAAUACUAUGAUGGUUUUGUUGGAUAAUGUAAAAAAAAAAAUUUAUAACAACCUUCAAUAUUUUAUUUGGUCUGACAUUAUUUUGUAGAAAGUUAUACUCUGUUACCCAGCUGACAUGUAGAUGAGGGCUGAUAUGGUUACACUUUGCUAGAACAGUCGGAACACUGUACUGUGGAAAACGCACGUUUGUAUGUUGUGUUCUUCUGCCAUCUAGUGGUAAUGUUCUAUACCACAGCGCGCUUCCUAAUUAUGUCAUUCUCUGCAUAGCUGUGCGUGCUACAAUAAAUUGUAUGUGUAUUUUUAGGUUUUAAAAAUAUAUAAACUUUGUUUUGAUGUGAGAUUCUGAGUUCAUUGUCUCAAAAUAAAAUGAC